AUGAAAGACAAGCCUACAGCCCUGGAGCAAGAGUUGCCCCCAGGACUCGCUUUGGCCAAACCAUGGUGGAAAACCAAGCACCUCAUCCACCUAAACAGCCUAAUAGCAAGCCUAAUCCUCUUCUCCAGCACAUUCGGCUACGACAUCUCCCUAAUGAACAGCCUCCAAUCCCUACCCCAAUGGCAAACCUUCAUGAACCACCCAAAAGGAAUAAAACUCGGCUUCAUAAACGCCAUCCAAAGCAUAGGCAGCAUACUCUUCCUACCCAUCCAAGCAUGGUCCGCCAACCGCUUCGGCCGAAAACCCACAAUCCUUGCGGGGUACAUCUUCAUCGUCGUUGGCGUGGGUCUCCAAGCAGCCGCCCCAAACGCCAACUCAUUCAUCUACUCCCGUCUACUGGUAGGUAUCGCCAGCGCCUGGUUCCAGUGCGCUGUGAUCCUCGUCACGGAAAUCGCGUAUCCAUCGCAUCGCUCGCUCGUCACGGCCAUCUACAUGUGCCAGUACUAUGUUGGGUCCUCGCUGUCGGCGUGGGUUUCCUUCGGCAUGAGGAAUGUGCAGAGUAGCUGGUCGUGGCGUGUUCCUGUGCUUAUGCAGAUUGCGUUGCCGCUUCUUGCCUUGCCGGGGACGUUGUGUGUGCCGGAUUCACCGCGGUGGCUGAUUAGCUGUGGGCGACUUGAGGAAGCGAAGCAUAUUCUGGUUAGGUUCCAUGCUGGUGGGGAUGAGGGUUCGCGUUUGGUGGCUUCUGAGAUGGAGGAGAUUAGCCGAGGUCUGGCGGCGGAGCGGAAGGCUCGACGGGAGGCGCGCUGGAUUGAUUGUGUCAAGACUCGUGGGAAUCGGUACCGGCUUUUCUUGAGUGUUUCUUUGGGUGUUUUUGCUCAGUGGAAUGGAGGACCAGACACUCAUAAACGGUUUCCUCCAGCUCUGGAACCUGAUUAUGAGUGUGGUAGGGCAUGUCUUGUCGACCGCGCUGGCCGCCGUCCGCUCUUCAUCACAUCGACUGUGAUCAUGCUGAUCAGUUAUAUCUUCAUUACUGCUCUCUCCGCCAGCUUCACAACGACGGGUACUAGUGCCGUUGGAACAGCUGUGAUUCCGUUCUUGUUCAUCUAUUAUGCAGGCUACGACAUCGCUUUCACGCCACUGCUCCUGGCGUACCCGGCGGAGAUCUGGACGACCUCGCUGCGUGCUAAGGGCGUCGCUAUAUCCACGAUCUCGAAUUAUAUGGCACUAAUUUUCAACCAGCUUAUUAACCCUAUUGCGUUUGAAAGGAUUUCUUGGAAAUAUUAUUUUGUGUUUUUGGCCGUGCUGCUUGUUGUCUUGGUUGUUGUUUGGAAGACUUAUCCUGAAACUAGAGGCAGGUCGCUUGAAGACAUUGCUUUUAUUUUUGAUGGAGAAGACGCGCGUGUUACUGGUAUAGAUGCUAAUGUUACCGAGAAAAGAAGUACAGGGAAAAAUGAACCUCCAGAGUUUUGA
Molecule: messenger RNA, 1470 nt
Organism: Penicillium mononematosum
Lineage: Eukaryota; Fungi; Ascomycota; Eurotiomycetes; Eurotiales; Aspergillaceae
Exons: 3
Coding region: 1-1470 (489 amino acids)
Biological process (GO): carbohydrate transport; transmembrane transport
Cellular component (GO): membrane
Molecular function (GO): carbohydrate:proton symporter activity
Source: RefSeq, a predicted model, not a curated record